UUACUUCGUCAGGAAGUAACCUACACCCAACUCACCUAAUUGAUGCACCUCCUUCAAAGUAUCAUCAAACUAUGAUACUUCAGUCCCCAAAUCAUCAUCAUUCCCUCUCAUUUGUUACAGUACAGAAAGGAGGCAUUGGCCAACUUUAUCUUGAAAAUUUACUUCACAUUUAUGAUUAAAAUUUUAUCACUCAUUUAUUGCUGACAGUACCCAUCAACAAUCUAUUACUAUCUAACUGCGCGAAACCGCGCCCAAUAACUUAAUCUUUUUCUCGUUCCUUUUUUUUUCAUUCUACCUAGUUCAUCGUCACCACUACACAACCGGCCAUGGACCGCGUCAAGGCCGAAUACGACAAGGACCCUGACCAUGGUGACUUGCAAAUGGCAGGUACAAGACCGUCCUACAAGUCGUGGAAAAAGAAGUAUCGUAAGAUGCGCUACAAGUUUGAUCAGCAGAUGCAAGAGAUAGAGAAUCUUCAUAGGCUUGAACAAAAAGCCAUGCGAACUGCGAAACGUCUAGCCAUCGAGAACGAUCGCAUAAUGGACCUCCUAAUGGAUAUCAACGAUUCACCUCAAAUCCCAUUCGACCGACGUAUUGACCUAAACUUAGACGAGGACUCAGACGACAACGAUUCAGACGCGACACAGAAGCCCACGAAGUCUCUUAGAAGAUUAGAAUCUGAGGUCCCUCACAGAUCAUUUGCUGCUAGCGCAGAACAAUUCCCGGAGCUUCUGGAGGACCUUGAACCCGAGGAUCCCCAGAUACACCCUAUUUCGUUUCUGACCGCCGACGACAUUGAUGAAUACCUCUACGAACUCGAUGCGCGAUUGAAGCUGAAACCAAAGCCCACUCUUGCGCCGAGCGCUCUAGGAAAAGACAUUCCUAACCCUACAGCCAACUUUGCGCUGCGAAACCCAACGAGCGUCUACAAUUGGCUGCGGAGGCAUGCACCAAAGACAUUCCUCCAGGACCUCGAGAAGGAGAAGGAGAAGGAUAAAGAAAAGGGCAAAGGCAAAGAUGAUGAUCACGAGAAGGACGACGACGGGCGAAAACGAAAAGGCGGUACAUCCGCACGCACCAAGAGACAAUCGGCGGCUACCCGCAAGGAGAAGGAGAAGGAGGCAGCAGAGUCCAUGGAUUGGGAUGAUGACGGCGGCUAUGAUAUGCCUACGGCUAAGGGCAAGAGAAAGAGGGACGAUGAUGGCGGAUACCGACCUAAGGGAGGGUCAAGCCGACCCGCUAAGAAGCGUAAGAGCAAAGACCUCGGAUCUCUUCCGACUAAGGGCUCCCGAAAGUCGAACGCCUAAGUUUCUGGCAUUAACAGCCUACGGCACAUAAUAAUGGUGGUACUGGGUGUUUCCUCUGGUGUAUUAUUAAACAUGGCUUCCGAUCUUGGGCGUGGCUAAGGGUUGGCAUGGUCUGGCAUGGCAAUGCAAUAGGUUUCAUGAGAUAUAUAGUGCGGGCGAUGCUCUCCUCCAGCAAUGCAUGGUGGAGGAUAACUUCGGAGCAUAGCAAAGUCUCACACUAAUAGAUCAAGUGCGUUUUACUAAAAAGUUGAUUUAUGGUUUUAUGUGUAUAGGUACAGAGCGGGUUGAAAUCGUGGUGACAUAAGGGGGUCGACCUAGGAG
Molecule: messenger RNA, 1628 nt
Organism: Annulohypoxylon truncatum
Lineage: Eukaryota; Fungi; Ascomycota; Sordariomycetes; Xylariales; Hypoxylaceae
Product: IEC3 subunit of the Ino80 complex, chromatin re-modelling-domain-containing protein
Exons: 2
Coding region: 327-1307 (326 amino acids)
Biological process (GO): chromatin remodeling
Cellular component (GO): nucleus; Ino80 complex
Source: RefSeq, a predicted model, not a curated record